CUCAUCUUCGUCUCCACCACCACCACCAUCACCACCACCACCACCAUCAGUGUUCUUGAAGCCAUGAGGAACCAAAACAUUGCAGAAGAUGGGUAUGGACCUUCUGAAGACGAAGACGACGAUUACUAUGGCAAAUUCGCUACCAGAAAAAUGGCGUUGAAGAAUUUCACCGAGAAAAAGAAGACAAGGAAAAGGAAAUGGAAAAGGAAAAAGGGAAACACGAAGUUUAAAGAAAAGGACGUGGCACUAUCACUUAUCGUUUCUCGUAGCUGGCAUGGAGUCGCUUCCAGUGACGCCAUCUGGUUUAAAAAGUGUGAAGAGUUGUGGGCUGGUAAAGCACAUCUACCUCGUGUGUCCCAAAUCAAGGGGAUCUCAAAGUUGGCUGCUUACUCGUUAUCGAUUAUGGAUGGCAAACGUAGCCGAAUCAUGAAGGAAGACCUCUGGGAUCAUGCUUGGGAAUUUCACUUUAACAAGUCGGCACCAGGAUACUGGAGGAACUUGGAUCCAUACUGGAAAGGGGCAGGGCCACCAAUGCGACGCUACUUCCACCCAGAUGGGAGUCAAACUGCUGAUCCUGGUGAUAAAGUAUGGGGAGGACAUGAGUGCUGUUACUCCAUUGUUACAAGUUUCUUGGCGGACGGGAAGAUCAGGGAGCACUAUGUGCGGAUCAACCGCUGGCCCCAGAUGUCCAUCUCCAGGAAAGAGGAUUGGGGUUGGAAAAUGUCGAACCACCUCUACUGCUACUUGAGUGUUCCAGACGCUGAUAGAAAAGGUGGCACGGGUCCCUGUUUUCUGGCAUGCUAACUAUGUACUAUGGUUUGUUUGAAACAAGUUUGUUUUUUGUUAGUUUCAGUAAACAGUUAAAGUUGAUGUAUGCUUGUUGGGUUUUCAUGUUUGCAGUGGAUAUGGUUCGUUAAAUGUGUUUGCCUUUUUCUUUAGAA
Molecule: messenger RNA, 941 nt
Organism: Cynara cardunculus var. scolymus (artichoke)
Lineage: Eukaryota; Viridiplantae; Streptophyta; Magnoliopsida; Asterales; Asteraceae
Exons: 5
Coding region: 64-804 (246 amino acids)
Source: RefSeq, a predicted model, not a curated record